Glycine soja is the source of this 2433-nucleotide messenger RNA. RefSeq lists its product as uncharacterized. The transcript has a single exon. The coding region runs from base 1 to 2433 and encodes 810 amino acids. The record is from RefSeq and is a predicted model, not a curated record. Lineage: Eukaryota; Viridiplantae; Streptophyta; Magnoliopsida; Fabales; Fabaceae.
AUGGUGGAACACGACACCCGCCGCACCACCAUUGACCGCCUGGAAGAAGCUAUCGCCGCCCUCUCCGAGAGACACUCAGACCUUGCCAACAAGGUUGAAGCCAUGUGCGAAUGUCUUUCGCACCUCACCACUCCCUCGCCGUCGGUAACACAGCCUUCCUAUCCCUCUAGACCGUCGGUCAAGCUCGAUGUCCCUCGUUUUGACGGCUAUGAUCCACUAGGUUGGAUCUUCAAAAUCUCACAAUUUUUCGAGUAUCAAGGGACCCCGAAAGAAGAACGCAUCAUGGUGGCGUCCUUCUACCUCGACGGCCCAGCAUUGAGUUGGUUUCAAUGGAUGUUCCGAAAUGGAUUUAUUACGUCAUGGCCAGCACUGCUCCAAGCAAUCGAGGCUCGUUUUGCUCCUUCUUUCUACGAUGAUCCACGAGGAACGCUAUUCAAGCUAGUCCAACGAAGCUCAGUCACGGAGUACCUCACCGAAUUCGAGAGGUUAGCAAACCGUAUUACCGGUCUCUCCCCCUCAGUCUUAUUAAGCUGCUUCAUCUCCGGCCUAAGUCCAGAAAUCCGGCGAGAGGUACAAGCCUUCCAACCUAUAUCGCUUCCCCAAGCUACCUCCUUAGCCCGCCUGCAAGAAGAUAAAAUCAAUGACCGUAAGAAACACUACCCUCGACCUUCAUCUUCCCUUCCAUCACCAUCCUUCCCUCACAUAAACAGUAACCCACCACCCAUGCCUAAACCUCAUUUCGUUCAGAGGACCCAAGAGGACAUGGCCUAUAGGCGCGAAAAGGGCCUAUGUUAUAAUUGUGAUGAGCAGUGGAGCUCAUCUCAUCGAUGUAGGGGACGCGUCUUGUUCCUCAUAGCUGACUCUGAAGAACCUCUACCUUCAGAACCACCUCACAAUGAACAAUCUCACGCCAUCACACUCGAACCUCAGACUGCCUCACCUGUGCCGGAACCAACUUUUGACCCCACCAUCCUUCAACCCCAUAUUAGUUUACAUGCCAUGGCAGGAGUUCCAGCUACAGACACUUUCUACCUUUAUGGAACCAUCAACAAAACCCGCGUUACUAUACUAAUAGAUAGUGGAAGCACUCAUAAUUUCAUUCAGCCUCGCGUUGCUAAAUUCAUGAACUUCGACGUUGAAGACACCAUGCCUCUUAGAGUGAUGGUAGGUAAUGGUUCAGUAAUGGAGUGCAAUAAGCUAUGUGCCAAUACACAGCUCUGUAUACAAGGACAUAUGUUUACAGUGACGCUAAGGGUACUACCCCUGAGCGGAGCCGAGGUCGUCUUGGGCGUAGAGUGGCUUCGGACUUUGGGGCCUGUUAUCACCAACUACGCCUCCUUCACGAUGCAUUUUUCAUACUUGGGCGAAUCCAUCAACCUCCACGCGGACGUUCAGGCAGAUUCUGAUCCAGCUUCAGCUACCCAGAUUAAACGCAUAAUCUACACUAAUUCUACUUCAGGGUUGUUCCAUCUUUCCCUUCUGUCCAUGGAUGCAACUGCGACACCCCCAUAUCCCUUCCAUUCCAUUCCCGCCAUUAAUAAGCUUUUACUUAAAUACCAAGCUCUAUUCCAGCAACCCUCGGCCCUACCCCCUUCCCGACAACAUGACCAUCACAUCAACAUCCUCCCCUCAGCUAACCCCGUCAAUGUCCGGCCAUAUAGAUACCCUCAUUUCCAGAAAACGGAGAUUGAACGCCAGGUCUCAACCCUUCUUGACUCCGACCUCAUCCGGCCCAGUCGGAGCCCCUUCUCUUCCCCGAUAUUGUUGGUGAAGAAGAAAGAUGGGACAUGGCGGAUGUGCAUUGACUAUAGGGCGUUGAAUGCAAUCACCAUUCGGGAUAGAUUCCCACUGCCAACGAUAGACGAACUCCUCGACGAGUUAGGGAAGGCAUCGUGGUUCUCCAAGCUAGAUUUAUGGCAAGGUUUUCACCAGAUAUUGGUGGUUGAAGAAGAUAUCCCGAAGACAUCCUUUCGCACUCACCACGGUCACUACGAGUAUCGGGUGAUGCCGUUUGGGCUCUGCAACGCACCAUCGACGUUCCAAGCAGCCAUGAACGCCUUGCUCCGCCCAUUCUUGAGGAAGUUUGCGGUCGUCUUCUUCGACGACAUUCUGAUCUACAGCACAACCUUCAACGAUCACCUUCAUCAUCUCGAAUGCGUUUUCAGUUCUUUCCUACAAGCUUGCUACUACCUGAAGCAAUCCAAGUGCCUAAUUGGUCAACGCCAGCUUGACUAUCUGGGCCACGUCAUCUCCGGCAGCGGUGUCAGACCUAACCCUACUAAGAUUCAGGCGAUCGUUGAGUGGGCUAUGCCACGAUCUCCGAAAGAUCUCCAUGCCUUCCUCGGCCUUACGGGGUUCUACCGGAAGUUCAUACGAGGAUACGCCACCAUGGCAACACCAUUAACAAAACUUCUUUGUAAAAAUGAGUUUUAG